Molecule: messenger RNA, 2028 nt
Organism: Acanthaster planci (crown-of-thorns starfish)
Lineage: Eukaryota; Metazoa; Echinodermata; Asteroidea; Valvatida; Acanthasteridae
Product: somatostatin receptor type 4-like
Biological process (GO): G protein-coupled receptor signaling pathway
Cellular component (GO): membrane
Molecular function (GO): G protein-coupled receptor activity
Source: RefSeq, a predicted model, not a curated record
CGAAGACAAAUGACACUGCGUUCGAUUUGGAUGCUUCCAUAUUUAUUGAACAGACAAAAUCAGAGAAAGCAUGCUUUCCUAAGAGGUGCUCUUUGAUGAAACCCGCGAGCAAGCAUCCAAUCCAGUGUAUUGCUCUAUUAAUGUCGAUAUAAAUGGGGAAAUAAAGAGGAUAAUGGCAGAUUACUUGUCUGCAUUGGGCCUACCCGUGAUGCGUGCGCAUGUUCACUGGUGAAUUUGGCGGUUGAGUUUGUGUCAGUCGCUGGGAUUGUGGCUCGAAUCACCAACCAACUAUCAAAUUGUGAAAAUGCCUCCCAUCAUCAGCGCAUGAUUCGUUGGGUAAGUAUAGGAGUACAACAGCUUCUCUUCGAAUCAAGAUCGACGGUGAAGAACAGUACAUCCACUAAAUGAUAUCACAAGAGGACUGCAACUAUUCAGUACAUGUUCGCAAAAUGCAGACGCACGAUCUUGUCAAUGUAACUUCGCAUACGGGUAGAUCCAAGCAUCACGCAAACACGGCUGUCGUGCAUCUUAAGCUGUUGACUCCAUAAAAGUGCAGUUGCCGAUGAGUUGCUUGUCGACAGUUACAAGAAGUAACGAAGCAUAAGAAUAUGUACAGCCCCAACCAUGGCAACGUUUAAUAUAACUGCUCUGAGAGGCGAUCAGUCUCAGAAUGAGUGGGUAUGUCAGAUCAUAGCGACAGAAGGCGUCGUUGGGUUCCUAGGAAACCUCAUCGUUUGCCUCGUUAUUUUACGUGCCAAGUUCCUACACACUUUGACGAACUACAUGCUGAUAAAUUUGGCGGCGGCCGACGGCUUGUUAUGCCUCUGUGCAUUUUUUGACAAUCUUGUUGCGUCCCCAAACUGUGCGCUACUUCGCUACGUUUCAGCCAGCCCCGUUGGGAGGGAACUUUUCUGUCGCCUUCUGGCGUCCCACUUUCUAACCUGGGUGUUCGGAUACGCAUCGGCUUUCAACCUGUGCCUAGUGACUCUGGAGAGAUACGCGGCCAUCGUCCAUCCACUGAAGUACGCCAGGCUGCUCACGGCCACGCGGAUGAAAGCUCUGGUGGCUCUGACCUGGUGGACCUCCGUCCUGAUGUCUCUGCCUUUUCCGUUCACCAUCCAAUCAAGCGACGAUCCUCAGAAAGCCUGCUCUACGUUCCAAUAUUCUCACCAGGCAGUCCCCAUUCUCCUGGGCGUGUUUGUGGUUCUAAUAAACUACCUGCUGCCCAUAAUACUGAUGAGUUUGGCCUACUACAAAAUACAAGUUACCCUCAAACAACAAGCCGCAGCUCUGGGCCUGCAGCAAGCCAGGGCGGCCGCCUACGAUCUCCUGAUCGCCAGACAGCGCCUGGUCAGCAUGCUGACCGUCGUCCUGGGAGCUCUCGCAGUCCUUUGGACUCCGGGAUUUCUGACUGUUCUUCUCUGUCUGGAUCCGACGGAGUCGAGCACGUUUUCCUUCUGCGGCUCGCAAGGUUACAGGUACGCCAGAGGCGUGGGCAAUAUUCUCUUCUAUUUCAACUCUGUAAUCAAUCCCGUCAUCUACGAGUUUAAGUACAAGAAAUUCCGGCAGGGGCUGAGACAACUGUUCUGUCGUUGUUUCAACAAGCACGGUACCAAUUCGGUAGACACAGAGAUGACUCCAUCUUGAGAUGGGCUGUAUACUGGAUCUUCUUCCCAGAUGCCACCACUUUCUGCAACCACACUUAGAAUGUAUUGUCAACGAACUAAAGAAAAGUAAAAGCCGAAGAUCCCAGAAGAGGAACACAGACGAGCAGGAAUAUGCUGAUAAAGACAUAGCAGGUAGUUUCAGUGUUUUCGACGAUGAACAUUGAGAAAUUCACAUUUCGUUUCGUGUAAUUUUGAAUAACAACUACCAACACGAGAACUAGAAUGAAACAAAUCACUUUAGAAUAAACUUCACUUACCCACUUUGCCAGACAUAAUAUUAAAAAUAGCAUUUUUAGUGGGAAAAAAUUUGAUAUUACAACCAUUCGAUUCUACCGGUGUGCAGUAGGGAUGCAUGUGGUAC